Panicum virgatum (switchgrass) is the source of this 1961-nucleotide messenger RNA. RefSeq names its product cysteine desulfurase, mitochondrial-like. The transcript is spliced from 2 exons. Gene Ontology annotation, biological process: [2Fe-2S] cluster assembly. The coding region runs from base 159 to 1511 and encodes 450 amino acids. Gene Ontology annotation, cellular component: cytosol; mitochondrion. Gene Ontology annotation, molecular function: cysteine desulfurase activity; pyridoxal phosphate binding. NCBI's taxonomy places the organism in Eukaryota, Viridiplantae, Streptophyta, Magnoliopsida, Poales, Poaceae. The record is from RefSeq and is a predicted model, not a curated record.
AAGGGGCGCUGUCACUUUGCCCCAGCUCUCGCUCCGGCUGCGCCCACGUCACCCCUCCGCCGAAACGGGAGCCCUACGGCGGCGCCCCCAAAUUCCAACCCUCCUCUGAACCCUACCUCCUCCCCUCCCCACGACCCCACCCCAAUCCACCCCACGCCAUGGCCCUUUCCCGCCGCCUCCUCCCGCUCUUCCUCCGCGGCGGCGCCCCCGCCGUCCGCGCCUUCUCCACGGCUGCCGCGCCCGCGGCGGCGACGGCCUCGGAGGAGGAAGAAUCCAUCACCGUGAAGGGCGUGCGCAUCUCGGGCCGCCCGCUGUACAUGGACAUGCAGGCGACGACCCCCGUGGACCCGCGGGUGCUCGACGCCAUGCUCCCCUUCUACCUCUCCCGCUACGGGAACCCGCACUCCCGCACGCACCUCUACGGCUGGGAAUCCGACGCCGCCGUCGAGGCCGCGCGCGCCCAAGUCGCCUCCCUCGUCGGCGCCGACCCGCGCGAGAUCUUCUUCACCUCGGGCGCCACCGAGUGCAACAACAUCGCCGUCAAGGGCGUCAUGCGCUUCUACCGCGACCGCCGCCGCCACGUCAUCACCACGCAGACCGAGCACAAGUGCGUGCUCGACUCCUGCCGCUACCUGCAGCAGGAGGGGUUCGAGGUCACCUACCUACCAGUGCGCAGCGACGGGCUCGUCGACCUCGCGCAGCUCGAGGAUGCCAUCCGCCCCGACACCGGCCUCGUCUCCGUCAUGGCCGUCAACAACGAGAUCGGCGUCGUGCAGCCGCUCGAGGAGAUUGGGCGCAUCUGCAAAGAGAAAGGCGUGCCGUUCCACACUGACGCUGCGCAGGCGCUGGGGAAGAUCCCGAUUGAUGUGAACAGGAUGGGGAUUGGGCUCAUGUCCCUCUCCGGGCACAAGAUUUAUGGCCCCAAGGGCGUGGGGGCGCUCUACCUUCGCCGGCGUCCGCGUAUCAGGGUGGAGCCGCAGAUGAGUGGUGGUGGGCAGGAGCGUGGCAUCCGCAGUGGCACGGUGCCCACACCGCUUGUUGUUGGAUUUGGUGCUGCCUGUGAGAUUGCGGCUCAAGAGAUGGAUUAUGACCAUAGGCGAGUCAGUGCUCUGCAGCAGAGGCUGCUCGAUGGCAUCUGUGCGCAGGUCGAUGAGGUUGUCAUCAAUGGAAGCAUGGAACACCGUUACCCAGGCAACCUGAACUUGUCAUUUGCAUAUGUGGAGGGAGAGAGCUUGCUGAUGGGGCUGAAAGAGGUGGCUGUGUCUAGCGGUAGUGCCUGCACUAGUGCCAGCUUGGAGCCCUCAUAUGUGCUGCGAGCGCUUGGGGUGGAGGAGGACAUGGCACAUACCUCUAUUCGCUUUGGCAUUGGCCGCUUUACCACCGAGGAAGAGGUUGAUAGAGCAAUUGAGCUCACUGUGCGUCAGGUGAAGAAACUCCGUGACAUGAGCCCACUGUAUGAGAUGGCCAAGGCUGGCAUUGACCUCAAGAGCAUCGAGUGGUCUCAGCACUGAGGCAGUUUGCAUGACAAUCAGUCGCUCAUAAGUUCUCUAGAUGUACACGGAACACAUACCUUACUAGGCCUCUUAGUUGCCUGCGCUUUGUUAUAUCCUGUUUUCUUUCAAAAGAGAAGCUGCCAUGGUUGCCUUGGACUCAUGGUUCCAUCACCAGGCUUUGUCUACAACUGGUGAAGACAUUCCUGCAGGUGCAAUCAUCUCGUAGAUCUGUUAUACAGGAAUGGAUUCUUCAGCUGUCGGAAGGCUGAGAUGUAUAUGUAUUCCAGAGGUUUAGCUGUGCCUUUUUUUAAGGUAGAGUGUGUUGACAAAAAUAAGGAUACUUUAAAUACUUGGUGUUGUCUGAAAUACAAGUUCAAGUAGCAGUGUCAAUGCUGUGAAUAUAUUUUGGUCUGAUAUAAAUGCUGCUAUUUGCUUCUGGCAGAUAAAAUUACCUCAAUUCGGAUGUCA